Messenger RNA from Entrophospora sp. SA101, 2142 nucleotides. The record is from the annotation of a GenBank genome assembly. NCBI's taxonomy places the organism in Eukaryota, Fungi, Glomeromycota, Glomeromycetes, Entrophosporales, Entrophosporaceae.
AUGACUUUUGAAACUACCGAUUUCAAAAAAAAGCCUGAUGGCUUUGAAUCUGACAGAGAAUCUUUGCAUUAUCUUACUCCAAAUAAAUCACUAACAUCGCUUUCUGAAUACUCCUCAUCUGAAGAAGAACUUGGCGCAACCACUAACCAACCAUUAAUACAUAAUGAUGCAGUUUCUUUGCAACUUCAACAGUAUCAAGGUGAUAUGGCAACACCUGAUUUAUCACAAGUACUGAUUAUCUAUACAGGUGGUACCAUUGGAAUGAAGAACUUGAAAAAUCAAGGCUAUGCUACUGUACCUAACUAUCUUACUGAAACGCUUGCAGGAAUGUCACGGUUUCAUGAUCAUCAAUUUGUUAAAAAUCAUCAUCGUAUUUCUCUUAAACCAAUAAUGGAUCGUACUGAAGAUGAUGAUAAUUCAGAUAAAAAUAAAGUUAUCGUUAAAGAUUGUAAAACUGGUGAGAUUGUAGAGUUUUUUCAACGUAGUUUGAUCACUCCAAUUUCAUUAUAUGGUAAAAGAAUAAGAUAUUCAGUUUUUGAAUAUGAACCUUUAUUGGAUUCUUGUAAUAUGUCGAGUGAUGAUUGGGUACGGAUAGCCACUGACAUCGAAUUGAAUUAUCAAUCAUAUGAUGCAUUUAUUAUUUUACAUGGCACAGAUACAAUGGCAUACACAGCUAGUGCACUUAGUUUUCUUUUGGAAAAUUUGGGUAAAACCAUCAUUCUAACAGGUUCACAGGUUCCUUUAUCUGAAGUCCGUAAUGAUGCAGUUGAAAACCUUUUAGGUGCUCUUACAAUUGCUGGUCAUUAUGUGUUACCAGAAGUUACUUUAUUUUUCAAUAACAAACUUUUUCAUGUAAAUUGGGCAGAAGUUGUUAGACCUUUUGCAAUUGCAAAAUUUAAAGCACACAAAAAUCUUAAUAGAAAUGUUAGUAGCUUAAGAUUAUUUCCUGGUAUAACAGAAACUACAGUAAAAGCUUUACUGGCGCCACCCAUUGAGGGUGUUAUUUUAGAAACUUAUGGGGCUGGAAAUAUACCAGAUACUAGAGAUGAUAUAAUGAACGCUUUGGGUGAAGCGAGUGGUAGAGGUGUUGUAAUUGUUAAUUGUACUCAAUGUAAAAAAGGCUUUGUGUCUGAUAUCUAUGCCACCGGAAAAGCUCUUUCAAGAGUUGGUGUUGUAUCUGGUAAUGAUUUGACACCCGAGUGUGCUUUAGUUAAACUUUCAUAUUUACUUAGUGAAAAUGGAAACGGUACAAAAAUUUCACCCGAAACUGUCAGAAAUUUAAUGACAAAAAAUCUUCGUGGUGAGUUAACAAUUUUGUCACCAAGACCAAGAUUUACUUUUCAUAAUCCUUCUGAUUUGAAAAAAAAUAGUACAUCAGAUUUGGCAUUAACGAUAAAUGUUCAGGAAAAGGUUUUGAUGGAAAAAACUUUAUAUCCUAUAUUAUUGUGUUCAGCUGCUGGAACAGAUGAUCUUGAUGGAAUGUUGUUAUUAUGGGAAAGUUAUGAAGGUUUAUUACUUAAUUGUGUAGAUUAUGAUGGAAGAACCCCUUUACAUAUUGCAUGUUCAUGCGGUCACCAACGUAUUGUAGACUUUUUGCUACAUCAUGGUGCCUCAGUUCAUAUGAGAGAUAGAUUUGGCCAUACACCUCUAUUUGAAGCAGCAAGAAACAAAAAUAAGCAUAUAAUCAAAUUAUUACGUGAAGCUGGUGCGCAUUUUAAUGAUGCUGAGAUUGAUGAUGUGAUGUUUCAAGCACUAUCUGCUGCAUCAAAAAAUGACGUUGAAUUAUUAAGACAUUUUGUGGAUUCUGGAAUGGAAAUUAACAGAACGGGAUUUGAUCGUCGUACAGCAUUACAUCAUGCAGUAGCAGAAGGGAGUUUGGACACUGUUCAAUAUCUUUUACUAUUGCCCGAGUUAAACAUAGAAACAAAAGAUCGGUGGGGAAGAAAACCUAUUGAUGACGCUGAGAUGAACCUUGGACGUAUGUGGGGAAGAGAUUGUGAUAGAGAGAAACAAUUUCGUGAGAUUGUUAGAUUAUUAAGAGAGAAAUCGGUUCAAAAUGUCUUCAUCGAUAAUGGUAUAAUAAUUUUGGUGAAUGGUGAUGGAAAAUCAAAUAUAAACAAUAAUAAUAUUGAUGCUGGUUAA